Molecule: messenger RNA, 2796 nt
Organism: Ictalurus furcatus (blue catfish)
Lineage: Eukaryota; Metazoa; Chordata; Actinopteri; Siluriformes; Ictaluridae
Exons: 15
Coding region: 918-1559 (213 amino acids)
Source: RefSeq, a predicted model, not a curated record
UGUAACUUUAAUAAUGUCUAAGUAUAAAAAUAUUAAUUAUUAUAAUGCCUAUAAUUAUUUCAUGAAUAAUUAAUCAUAAUUGCAGAUGAUGAUUUUAUAAUGAAUUUCCCUUUAACAAGUACAUAGAUUAAUUAUGAUAAAUAGUUGGAUCUAAUUGAAAGAUGUUUAUUAGCGUGGACCCUGGUGAUGCGAGCGCUAAUGGCUUUAUGAACGGUGAUGUUAGACCUGAAGAAGCUCGACCACUCCGACUGCAGCCUCACAGUUGAUGUGUGCAGAGUCGUCGAGAGCGAGUGAAGAUUACGUUUCGGCUUCAGAACAGUCUGCUUCUGCCUUUUCUACUGUUGCACUUUCCCUACACUUUUGCAUCUGACUAUCGUACCCCAGGUCUGGUCAGGUCGAGAACACUGUGUGUUCCCUGUUUAACACAAACAACAUAUAGCUUAUACAUGUCACGGUUGUUUCAGAGCAACACCAGCAAGUGACCACUAGGUGUCACCGUGGAGACGAGUAUCGGUUUGUUUCGAAGCCUCGACACAGUACGGCACAUUGCUUCAGUGUUCCACGAAGCCUCCCUCUGGUCCACUGACAUGCGUAUCUGAAGGCGGGGACUGGAAGUCUUCACAGUAUAAAACACACAAACUCAUCCUCACACUCACUGCAGUGGGACUUUAACUGGACCGCUGGAUAUUACGAGUUGAGCGUUUGUUUGUUUUUUUCAUCAAAGAAACACCGUGCAUUUAACCACCUCCAGCGGUUUCUGAUCUACUUUUUGUUGCGGAAUUUGGAGAGGAAAGUAGUCCCGUCCAUCACAUACAACACUUAUCAACAUUUGAAUGCUGUUGAGUCUUUAAAACUCAGCUGACCUGUUGGUCAUCGAGCCUCCGAGAAGAGCAAUCGUGUGUCCGUCGAGUUUAAAGAUGAAACUGGUUCAGGUCAACAAGACUUGUGCUGAACUUUGCAUGGGUGGUGUAUGCAACUACUCCACAUCACUACCGGAUUUCCUACAGAAGGAGGACUGUUAUUACAGCUGGAAAUCACAGGAUGGGACUGUGCUGGGCAAGGAAAGAUUUUUGACUCGUGAUGACUGUGAGAGUGGGAUUCACAAAGUUGUACGGUGUCUUAAUCCAAGUUAUGUGAGGGAAUACAUCUUUCACAUUUUCAACAGCACUACGCCAACCCCUGAAGCUGCUAAUAUGCGCGAAAGCAUGUACACCACUGUGAACCCUGACCCUCCCCAAUCUCAAAUCAACACCAUCAUCUCCAUUGUAAUCUCCAUCAUCGUUGCCAUUCUGAUUGUAGGAAUGUGCUACAGAAAACGAAGGGUGAUAGUAGGACUCGGGGAGAAAUUGAUUCGUGGCUGCUGUCAACGAGCAGAUGAAAAUAACAGGUCAGACAUCCCACUUGGGGACAUUGAACCAAGAAACAAUGAAGAUGAAGCUCAACUGAACACCUCAAAUACUGAAAGCGUGGACCCUGGUGAUGCGAGCGCUAACCGCUUUAUGAACGGUGAUGUUAGAACUGAAGAAGCUCGACCACUCCGACUGCAUCCUUACAGUUGAUGUGUGCAGAGUCGUCGAGAGCGAGUGAGGAUUACGGUUCGGCUUCAGAACUUCUGUCCAGUCUGCUUCUGCCUUUUCUACAGUCGCACUUUGCCUACAGUUUUGCAUCUGGGACACUUUUUAAAUCUGCAGUAAAAUUAAGUAGUUAAACUGAGAGCAUGGUAUUCUAGGGCUCUAGAUAAAAGUGUCAUUUUUAAUCAUGACAAAGCAGAUCAAAUUUUAACUUUACACAUUUUUUUUUAUACUUUGUAGCAGUAUUUUGGAGUAAAAAUGUAUUUUCAUAUGUAGUACUUGCUAUAUAAAUAACAUUUAUAAGAACUCAUUUUUGCCAAAGAAAGGGAAGAUCAAACCAAAGAACCCCAAGAUAAAUUAAAAAAACUUUUAGCUUCUUUUCUGCACUUUAAAACACUGCACAGCUGUCGGAAUCAAACCUGUAGCAUAGGCUCUUUAAGCUGUAGGUCACAUGACCAUGCCAACAUGGCAGAUGUAGUACGUCCAGAUUGUUUUCAUGCCUACUGCUUAUACUGAUACCUACGUACUGUAUCAGCGGCCGAGCUGUACGUACUGUCAUAUUAUGCAAUUUCAGACACUGGGUGUGUGUGUAUCUCUCAUUCCUGGCUAACUCUUAGGCCACUCAAGACUCGUUCCACUUUAGUUUACUUAUAAGCCCUUUCCUUAACUUGCACUGUGGGGCCCAAACCUUAGACUGGGUCAUCAUCAACUCUACGUUAUCGAAUCGAUGCUAUAAAGAGCGCCAAUGGUGCCCAGUGCUGAUUCCUUUUUAUUUUCUCAUUGUGAUUGACCUUUGCUAUCUCCUUUAUUUUUUCUGUCUGUUCUGUAUGUAAUUUAUUUUGUGUGUAAAUUUGUUAGUAUUCUUUAAAUGCUGUCACCAGGUGUAGAGCUCGGCUGUGUUUGUCUGUUUUGUUUUAUUAUUUAUUUUAUUCUAUUUUUUUUACACGUUUUUUUUGUUUUUUUUUGUGUGUGUGUGUGUGUGUGUGUGUGUGUGUGUGUGUGUGUGUGUGUGGCGCUUAGCGGUUAGGGCUCUGGGUUACUGAUCAGAAGGUUGGGGGUUCAAGCCCCGCCACUGUCGGGCCCUUGAGCAAGGCCCUUAACUCUCUCUGCUCCGGGGGCUGACCUUGCACUCUGACCAUAGCUUCUUGACAGGCUGGGGUAUGUGAAGAAAAGAAUUUCACUGUGCUGUAAUGUAUAUGUGACCAAUAAACACUCAUUAUUCUUA